Messenger RNA from Owenia fusiformis, 1834 nucleotides. NCBI's taxonomy places the organism in Eukaryota, Metazoa, Annelida, Polychaeta, Sabellida, Oweniidae. The record is from the annotation of a GenBank genome assembly.
CGCAUGCGCAGGUUUGAAAACAAAAAUUCAAAAAUUUCCAAUGAUUUAUUAUUUUAGAUAAUUUACCGGGCAUCGAUGCUGAUUAAUUUAUAAUAAGAGCUAGAAGAUGGCGCUGCCUCACAUGCCAACAAGCUACACAACCAGGAAGAAUAUUUACGAGGCUGCGAUUGUACGUCGAAGAAAUCAUGAUAAUGAUUUUCAUGAAAAAUGGUCAAAACAUGCAAGUUACUUCAACCAAUCAAAUGUUGAGGCCACAAAGCAGACAGCAUGGCAAUCUAAUGAAUCUUUUCAUAACAGUAUGGAUGCAUAUAGAGACCAACAUGACAGAGAAACCAAAGUGCUACUGUUAAAGAAAAGAAGACUUAAACUUGGGAAGUUGUUGAAGAAUGAAUCAAAUCAGUAUGAGGCUGAGUUGAAAGGUGUCUCCAGAGGGAACUUUGACCUCAUGGAAGAUAUGAAGGAAAGAACUGAUGAACUGAAAAGUGCCAGAGAAGAAAAAAGAAAAAAGAUUGCAGAAGAAAAACUGUAUGACCAUUUCAGAAAAAAUAAUCCAGAUCUUCGAGAGUUGGAGACUGAGCAACACAAGAGACAUGUCAUAGGAGCAUGGGGUGAACAGGCAUCAGAAAAACAACAGGAACUGGAAAAUGCACGAAGAGAGAAGGAGAGAUACGAGGAGGAGUUAGAGAGAAGGAGACGGGCUGCAAUAGAACAUGAGAGGAGUCUAGAAGAGCAGAAAUACAACAAAGAAAAAGAAAUCAAACAAGUAUUAAUGACACAAGUCCAGGAACUCAAAGCUAGAGAGAAAGAGGCUGAUAUUCUGAAGAGGGAGCAAGACCUUCUCCUAAAAGAGCAGUGGGAGCUGGAACAACUAGAGGUUGAGAGAAGACAAAUGGAAGAUCAGAGAAGACAGAAAGAGUUUGGACGUAUACUGCUACGGCAACAUACAGCGGCUCUAAGACGCAAGAGUAAGCAGAUACUGGAGGAGCUAGAGGCAGACAGAAAGUUCUUGGAGUCAAUGAUGGAGAAGGAGAGAGAAGACCAGACAGUUAAAACUGCAAGGAGAGAGAAAGCAAAGGCAGAUGCAGAAUGGAUGAAAAAGGUGAUAGAUGACCAGAUCAGAGUAGAGAAAGUAAGGGAGGCUGAACUAGACAUGUUAUACCAGGAUGAGGCUGCAAGGGUUUGGCAGAAGAGAGAAGCUGAAUGGGCCCAGGAGAGGAAUGCAAGGGAAAGACUUAUGAAAGAGAUUAUGGCUGGUAGACAAGAACAGAUCGCACAAAAAAUGGAGGAAGUGAAACAACAGCAACAGGAGUCACUUGAAAGACGUGAGCAACUUGUGCGUGACAUGGAGUUAGCGCAGCAGAUGACUCAUAGAGAGGCUCAGCAGACAGAGCGUGCUAAAUCUGAGCGUAAAACUGAGCUACAAUCACAGAUGCGUGCCAGACUCCAACAAGAGGAGGAAGAUAGAUGGCGCCAGUUGCAGGAACUUGAGCAAGACAAACAUGCGGAGGAUGAUUACGAGGAAAUGCUCAGACAAGAAGCUGGCAGGAUGAACCUACAUGGCUUUCAGCCUAAGAAACAUAAUAUAGGUGGCGGGUCCACCAGAAGGCAGGCAUGGAACUAGAGUAGACAACAUCACAUCACUAAGCAACCAUGACUUCUGGUCACUAUGGUAACUGAAUCUAUCCACAGCAACACAACAUACUCUGUAUAUCCAUCCAAAUACAACAGUGAGGCAUGAUCUGUGGGUAACAUCAUAUAGGACAUUGGUGUGACCAUGCAUACAAUCCAAUACAAUAUUACUAUACACAAUAGACUAUGUAUAUCAAUUCAUAUU